AAAAAACUCUACUCGAGAGAGCUAUAUCACCGGGAGUUGUAAUUAAGUUCAACACAAAAGAGGGAAUUAGCGUACUCGUACCACUCGUACUCUAAUUUAGAGAUAUGACGAUAGAGGAGGUUUCAGAGGUGCUUCACAUGAACGGCGGGAUGGGAGAAACCAGCUACGCUAUGAACUCCUUGGUUCAGAAAAAGGUGAUACUGAUGACAAAGCCCAUAACAGAGGAAGCCAUCGCAAAACUCUACACCUCAACCCUCCCAAUUAGGAGCCUAGCCAUAGCAGAUCUGGGCUGCUCUUCAGGGCCCAACGCUCUCCUGGCCGUGUCGGAGCUUAUCACGGCCGUGACCGAACUCAGCGGGGAGCUCGGCCGUAAAGCUCCCGAAUUCCAGGUGUUCCUCAACGACCUCCCUGGAAACGACUUCAACACCAUCUUCAGGUCCGUACAGCGCUUCCAGGACAAGCACCUGAAUAACCUGAUGAAGAACGACCAGACUCUCUUCGUCAACGGGGUGCCGGGUUCUUUCUACGGCAGGCUGUUCGCCGUCGACAGCCUCCACUUCGUCCACUCCUCGUACAGCCUCCAGUGGCUGUCUCAGGUUCCCGAUGGGAUAGUGGAGGAGAACAAGGGGAAUAUUUACAUGGCUGGUAAUAGUCCUCCGAGGGUCCUGGAGGCGUAUUAUGCCCAGUUUCAGAGGGAUUUUUCGCUGUUCUUGAGGUGCAGGGCUGCGGAGGUUGUGGCGGGAGGAAGGAUGGUGCUGACUUUCCUGGGAAGGAGGAGUGAGGAGGCUUCCAGUAAGGAGUGUUGUUAUAUUUGGGAGCUCAUGUCCAUGGCCCUCAACCAGAUGGCAUCCGAGGGAUUGAUAGACCAAAAGAAGCUGGACGGCUUCAACAUCCCACAGUACACGCCGUCGCCGUUGGAAGUGGAAGCGGAGGUCCUUAAGGAGGGAUCCUUCGCCGUCGACCGCCUGGCGGUUUCGAAAGUCAGCUGGGAUUCCUACGCCGACGGCGGCGGCGCCGAGCUGAUCAACGGCCGCUCCCGUGAAGUCCGGAGAGACGGCGGGUACAACGUGGCGAACUGCAUGAGGGCGGUGGCGGAGCCGCUGCUGGUGAGCCAGUUCGGCUCCGGGGAAGUCAUCGACGAGGUUUUCAGGAGAUACAGAGCCAUCGUCACGGAGCGGAUGGCCGAAGAGAAGACCGAGUUCGUCAACGUCAUUGUCUCUCUCACCAAGUCCCGGCUUUGUUAAGUAAUCGUAAACGCCAAAUAAUUAAGAAUGCACAGUUGCAUAUUGCUCAUCGCAUCGAAGUUCAACGUCGGCCGGCCGGCUGAAGAAAUAAAAGAUUAUUUGUUUUUCUUAAAAAAAAAAUGUUGGUUAAAGUUUUUUCUUUUCUUCGACAUGUCUCUCUCAGACGACAAAAGAAAGCAUUUGUGUUAUAAUGUGGCAAAAUUGAUGUGACCUUACCUUGUUCUGGUGUCAUUUGAUUGCAUCACCAGAAAAUAUAUUUGAGUGUGGUCCAAAAUUGGUGUCACAAUUACUUUGUUCAGACAUUUGUAGUGAAUGUUUGUUCACUUUCUGAAUGGGGUUCAUGCAUGGCCCCAUAAUACACGUACCACCUAGCUCCGUUAGUGUGUAAUCGACCCAGGUUUGGUCGGGUUUAGUAUAAUCUUUGGGUAUUCAUGACCUUGCCUUCCUUCUGCCACUGAUGUCUGAUAAGAUGUCUUCUGUUCUGUCCG
Molecule: messenger RNA, 1732 nt
Organism: Linum tenue
Lineage: Eukaryota; Viridiplantae; Streptophyta; Magnoliopsida; Malpighiales; Linaceae
Source: the annotation of a GenBank genome assembly